Funneliformis caledonium is the source of this 1197-nucleotide messenger RNA. The record is from the annotation of a GenBank genome assembly. Lineage: Eukaryota; Fungi; Glomeromycota; Glomeromycetes; Glomerales; Glomeraceae.
AUGAUCUUAUUAUCACUAUUAACACUUACAUUAAACGUUUUCGUGAUUUUGAAACUGUUCAGCUCCGCUUUCCGUCCAUUUCGACAUACUGCAGCCGCAAUUGCUCUAUACUUGUUAAGCUGUCUUUGCGAGGUCGCUCAAGAGGUUCGAAAUGAAUUAAACAUUGCUACUCGUCAGUUAACUUCGGAACAAAUUAAGAACAAGAAUUCAAGGAAUCUAAGGAACCAAGAUAGGAUGAGUAGCUUACGUUCAAAAACUGCAGAAUUGACGGAGAAAAAGCAACAAUUAGAGUCAUAUUUUAAUGAUUUUUUUAAUGGUGUAUUUAUUCAUCGUUAUCGAGAUGUAGAAGCAGUAAUACGAGCAGAAUGCGUUAAAGAAUUGGGAGUUUGGAUCGUAAAAUAUCCUGAUCGAUUUUUAGAAGAUAAAGUUACGAGAUAUCUUGGUUGGCAAUUGUCGGAUAAAUCUCCGAUUGCUAGAGUAGAGGCAAUUAGAUCUUUAUCGCGUCUCUAUAUUAAUGAGACGUUCAUAAGUGGAUUGCGCAAUUUCACCGAGCGAUUUAAACCACGCUUAAUUGAAAUGGCUUUGCGAGAGGCCGAACUUAGUGUUCGCAUUACUACCAUUAGUUUGUUAACCCAAAUAUAUAAAGCAGGAUUAUUAGAAGAUGAGGAUCGUGAUGAAUUAUCACAUCUUAUAUAUAGUGAUUUACCAAAAGUGAGAAAAUCAAUCGCUCCCUUCGUUAAAGAUUUACUAGACGAGGAUUUUAUUAGCUCGAAACUUACAAAGGUUCAAACUUUUUUGUCCAGUAACGACACUAAACGAAAAAACAGAAGUGCUAGUAAUGAAAUUGUAAAUUCUGUAAAACUUAUUGGAGAUGUAAAAAAUAAUAGAAUAGCAUUAGCUAUUGAAGCUCUCUGGGGUGAAAUGGAAAUAUUACAUGACUGGCAUAGUUUAGCCGAAUAUCUUUCCAAAGAUCAUUCCUUAACAGAUAACUCCAGUACUGCAAAAGAAUCUCAGGGUGAGAACGAUCCUAUUGAUGCUAUCGAAGAUUGUUAUAGACUAAGCGAGCGUGAAGAAUCUGUGUUAGUCCAGGUUUUUGUUGCUUGUCUUAAAUUGAUGCUUGUUGAUCCAUUAAGCAGAGAUAAGAAAAAGACUGAAGCACAAAUUGAAGAAAUACGCGAAGAAGUUUCGAGAAAGAUG